Molecule: messenger RNA, 2522 nt
Organism: Fundulus heteroclitus (mummichog)
Lineage: Eukaryota; Metazoa; Chordata; Actinopteri; Cyprinodontiformes; Fundulidae
Product: zinc finger MYM-type protein 1-like
Exons: 2
Coding region: 677-2521 (614 amino acids)
Molecular function (GO): protein dimerization activity
Source: RefSeq, a predicted model, not a curated record
GGAAGCGGGGGGGACGGGGGGGACAUGUCCCCCCCAAUAUUGAAGCCAGGUGGAUAUGUCCCCCCCAAAAAACUGUACCGCAAAAUAUUGGAUUUUGAAAUUUUUUUAACUAGCGUGCUUUUAUUUUGAAGGCGCAGCAUCGCGUUACGUCACUGUACUCCCCCUCCCCUCUCUGAACUGCUGAGUGAGCACUCAGAAGGGAGGGAAACAGCGACACAGAAGUCAGAAACUUGUGAAUGAGGAGCAACAAUGCAGGGACAGCACAAAGGAGACAGGAAAAGGAGAGGAUAGUGCAACCGGGCUAGAGGCAGGAAGUCAGAGUGAGGGAGAGACAGGAGUGGAGCAACAGGUAAGACAGAGUAACUCAUACCAGUAGAUACUUCAUGAGAGUCCACAAAAAAAGUUGAAAAUUUUAAUCUUUUGCUUGUAGUAAGUGUAGUUCAGGGGCAUUGAGUGACAUUGUAACUUUUCCUUCUAGGGAGUUCAGACUAGGGACACACAGCUGAGAGACUCUGAAGUCAGUGGACAGAGAACAGAGCCAAAUCAGCCACAUCCAAAAUUCAUAGACCCUCAAGCUCUAGCCAACAGAACUUUACAUUUCCAAGGAAAGUGGUACAAGGAAUUUCCCUGGCUACAUUAUGAUGCAGUGAAAAAGGGCAUUUUGUGUUUUUAUUGCAUGGCAAUUUACCAGGACAAACUCACACCAUUUGGUGCAAAAUCCGAACCCGCCUUUAUCACUUCUGGAUUUAAAAAUUGGAAAAAAGCAUUCGAAAAAUUUAAAGCACAUGAAAAUAGUCACACACAUCAUCAUGCUGUUUCUGUGACUGCACAAGAAAGUCAUCCUAUAAAUGCCCAAUUAUCCAGUGCUUUGGCAACUCAGCAAGGUGACAAUAGGCACUGUCUGGAGAAAAUUGUGAGCUCCAUAAAAUAUUUGGCACGGCAGGGACAAGCUUUGAGAGGGCAUGACGAUGAUGACAGCAAUUUGUAUCAACUGUUGAAAAAUCUGGCAGAAGAUGAUGCCCUUUUGGCUAAGUGGUUGCUGAGGUCUCAGAAAGAAUACCUAAGUCCACAGAUACAGAAUGAAAUCUUGUGUUCUAUGAGCAAUAGUAUUGUCAGUGAAAUAGCAGAUACAAUCAGAAACCUACCAAUUUUUGAGUUUGCAAUUAUUAUGGAUGGAACACAGGACAUUUCUGGGAAAGAACAAGAAAGCAUUUGUCUGCGAUACAUUGACAGUGACAUGAAGCCCCAUGAAGAGUUUAUUGGCUUGUACUCAGUUUCUGAAACAACAGGAAAAAGCCUUGCUGCUGUUGUUAAAGAUGUGCUGCUCAGAUUAAACUUACCAAUGCAUGGUUUACGAGGUCAAACUUAUGAUGGAGCAGCCAAUAUGUCUGGGAAGCAUGCAGGUGCACAGGCACUGAUAAAGCAAGAGCAGCCACUAGCACUUUUUGUUCAUUGUGGAGCACACUGCACUAAUUUAAUUGCACAGAAAGCUUGCUUAGCCUCAGUUCUGAUCAGAGACGCAUUGGAUUGGGUGAACCAGCUUGGAGUUCUUUUCUCUCAGUCAGGGAAGUUUAAGGCAAUCCAUGCAGCAACAGCACAUACAGAGAAUCCAUCGUGCACUGCAAUAAAACCCCUCUGCCCCACAAGAUGGGCAGUACGGAGCAAAGCAAUCAGAGAUGUUUUGUCACAGUAUGGGUCAGUGCUGGCUAGCUUGCAGGAGAUGGCUUCUGGUGCCUCAAACACAGCAUCCACUGCUAAUGGACUGCUGGGGCAGUUUAGGAAAGGUAAAACAGUUUUGGGUCUCAUCCUUGCCUCACCUGUGAUUGAUAAGCUUGAAUGCCUGAGCAUCUCUUUCCAGAAGAGAACUCAAACCAUUGCUGGAAUGAGGACUGCUGUGAAAGUUGUUCAGACUUCACUUAAGGCUAAAAGAAAUCAAGAAAGUUUCAACACUCUUUUUGAAAAGGCGAUGGCUGAGGUUCAGUCUUUGGGUGUUAAACCCAUCACAGUUACACAGAGAAGGCCACCCCCAAAACGCUUCACUGAAGGAGCUAAGACACAUCAACCUGAAUGUGCCAAGGACCACUACAGAGGUGAAUUCUUUAAAGUAUUGGAUGUUGUAGAUGCACAGCUCACUGGGCUAUUUAACCAGGAUGACUUGCUGACUUUGCAAAAGUUGGAAGAGACACUUCUCAGUGGAACGAUUGAUGCUGCAGUCAUUGGGAAAUACCCAGAGUUGAAUAGAGAGUUACUUUCAGUGCAACUUUCUAUGUUUAGACUGAACUACUCAUUUAGCAACAGCGCAGAAGCUGCAGGGAUCAUUGGUGGACUGCCUGGAGAGGUCCGUAGACUUUUUGGGCAAGUGGAAACUCUGGUCAGGUUGCUUUUGGUAGUCCCCGUUUCAUCCUCUGAGGCAGAGAGAAGUUUCAGUGCGCUUCGUAGACUCAAAACGUGGCUCCGGUCUACAAUGACUCAAAACAGGCUUAAUCAUGUUGCUGUCUGUCAUGUACAUAAAGAAACUUGAU